GGCGAACAACGGGCACAAUUCAAAAGCCGUGACCAUCAACGCUUUGGAAGAAGGAAGGACACAGAGGCUGUGCAAAACCCAUCGACGAAGAGGACACUCGGUCCUCCCCCGCUUUCCCUUCUUUACACCUCUGGCCAGCGUCCGAACAUCCCAGCGGAAGUUUUCUUGACCAUGACCUCCUUCUUCGUCCCCAAGUCCCGCAAAGUCAAGUUUGAAGCAACCUGUCAUGUCCACGACCUUACGAACCUCCCAUAUGUUAGCGGACUUUAUUUUGUUAAAUGGAAACUAAAGAAUGGUGGAAGCUAUGAGGGGCUGACCCACAAAGUGGUAGUAAAAGAGCAUGUCGCCUCUUGGGACUGUACCUUCCGCCUUGAACCGACAAUGAUCAUUGGAAAGGAUGGCGUCCUUCUUCCAUGCGAAUUGAUUCUCUACAUACGACAGUCUGUCAAUGCCGGGAAAAGCACCGAAGACAUUGGAAUGGUUUCAAUUAACCUUGCGGAAUAUGCAGCGUCUCGAUCAACGUCAAGGCGUUAUUUGCUGCAAGAAUCAAGAGUCAAUUCGAUCAUCAAGGUGACGAUUGAGAUGAAGCUCGUUAAGGGUGAUCCCGUUUACAAAGUUCCCGAAGUGUCAAAACGAGACCUAUCCAGUGAGAGUAUUAGGGGUAUCUUUUCGGAGGAGGGGCGUGAGGACCACUCAAUGUACUCCCUAUCGAGUUUGGAAGAUCCAAAGAGUGUGCGGCAAUCGCAGGUCCAUCCCUUGUUAUCCCAAGGAGACGACCCAAACGUUGAUCUAGUCAAUCGCCUGUUUGCCACUACAACCUCGCAAGGACACUCAUAAUUACCUCAUUUGUUGUCAACCAAAUCGGCUGAUGCGGGCGUCCCUUGGACAAUUCGGAAUUUGUAUAUAUAUAGUCUUCUUUUUUUUUGGAUUUUUCUACUUAACUAAUACCCAACUGAUAUAAUAUAACCCAUCCAUAGAGGAUUCCAACUGAGCAAUAAAUAGAUGUCAGCAUCAGUGGGAGA
Spizellomyces punctatus DAOM BR117 is the source of this 1022-nucleotide messenger RNA. RefSeq lists its product as uncharacterized. The record is from RefSeq and is a predicted model, not a curated record. NCBI's taxonomy places the organism in Eukaryota, Fungi, Chytridiomycota, Chytridiomycetes, Spizellomycetales, Spizellomycetaceae. Bases 172 to 837 code for a protein of 221 amino acids. The transcript is spliced from 4 exons.